This is a messenger RNA of Pangasianodon hypophthalmus (striped catfish), 2803 nucleotides long. RefSeq names its product F-box protein 42 (gene fbxo42). The coding region runs from base 216 to 2231 and encodes 671 amino acids. The record is from RefSeq and is a predicted model, not a curated record. Lineage: Eukaryota; Metazoa; Chordata; Actinopteri; Siluriformes; Pangasiidae. Gene Ontology annotation, molecular function: protein binding. The transcript has 10 exons.
CGACGCCGAGAGCGCCAAGGGAGGGCGUUACGUGCGCGCUCCCGCGUCCGUGCGUAAGCCGCUGCUGCAGGGAGGAAGAUGGCGGAUGUUUGGAGUCUGGAGAGCAGCAGCAGCAGCAGCAGGAGCUGAUAAAAGAGAAUCGUCAAACGGCAGCGAAUCUGAGGACACAACAGGACGGGAAAGGGAGGACACACUCACACACACACGCCGGCAGCAUGUCUCGCUCCUCCGACAGCGAGGACGGCUGCUUCGUUGCCAUGGAUACAGAGGACGCCGGAGCCACUUCAGCUGGGGGCCACGCCGGCGACCAGACCGCGGCGGCGGAGACGGAGACGACAGGCAACGCAAACUGCGCAAAGCAUCCUGGGAAAAGCUGCCAGAGAGCCAUGGGCGAGCUGCCGGAGGAAGUGCUGGAGUACAUCCUGUCUUUCCUCUCCCCCUAUCAGGAGCACAAGACCGCCGCCCUGGUGUGCAAACAGUGGUACCGCCUCAUCAAAGGUGUAGCGUAUCAGUGUUACCAUGGUUUCCUGAGGGCCGUUCAGGAAGGAAACAUCCAGUGGGAGAGUCGCACCUACCCGUAUCCCGGAACCCCCAUCACACAGCGCUUCUCCCACAGUGCGUGUUACUACGACUCGAAUCAGUCGAUGUACGUGUUUGGCGGCUGCACACAGAGCAGCUGUAAUGCAGCGUUUAAUGACCUGUGGAGACUCGACCUGAACAGCAAGGAGUGGAUACGACCGCUCGCUUCAGGCUCGUACCCGUCUCCUAAAGCCGGCGCGACGCUGGUGAUGUUUAAGGACUUACUGGUGCUGUUCGGAGGUUGGACCCGGCCCAGUCCGUACCCUCUGCACCAACCCGAGCGCUUCUUCGACGAGAUACACACCUACUCUCCCUCCAAAAACUGGUGGAACUGUAUUGUGACGACUCACGGACCUCCACCCAUGGCUGGUCACUCCUCCUCUGUCAUUAAGAACACGAUGGUGGUGUUCGGUGGCUCUCUCGGAGCUCGACAGAUGAGUAAUGAGGUGUGGGUUCUGGAUCUUGAGCAGUGGUCCUGGUCCAAACCCACCAUCACGGGCCCGGCUCCUCACCCGCGCGGAGGCCAGAGUCAGAUCGUGAUAGACGGCGAGACGCUGCUCAUCCUCGGGGGCUGCGGCGGCCCGAACGCUCUACUGAAGGACGCCUGGUUGUUGCACAUGGGCGCCCCCACCUGGUCAUGGCAGCAACUGCGAGUAGAGAACGAGGAACAUGGAGCUCCUGAGCUCUGGUGCCAUCCGGCCUGCAAGGUGGGCGAGUGUGUGGUCGUUUUCUCGCAGGCUCCGUCUGGCCGCGCCCCUUUGAGCCCGAGCCUGAACUCCCGCCCUUCCCCCAUCAGCGCCACGCCCCCUCCACUCGGCCCAGACACACCCCCGCUACGAUCACAGUCUCCUGUGCGCUCUGGCGUCGUCCUUGGCAACGUGGAAGAAGCUCCUUGCGUCAACGGGCGCUGGGGAACGCUCCGGCCACGCCCAGCGACUGUUAGGGGCGGAGCCAGAGACGGAAGUCCCUCCUCUUCUCAGCAGCCAUCUCCAUCGCAGGCUCCAGACAGCCCGCCUUUGCUUAACGGUUCUUCCCCUUCCCCUCGUACUAGUCCCUCCCACCCACACGGUCAAGCCCAUUUACCUACAGAUUAUGGAUGGGAGUCUCCGCCCACUUCGGCAUCAUCAUCACUGCCUCCGCCCUCUUUGGAUCAGCCGAGCACAAAUGGCAUUCACACUCCGCCAGGUGCCGUUUCUCCUGCUGCGCUCCGCAGAAGCCUGGAAGCUGUUAAAUCCCUCACAGCGUCCUCUCAUUCUUCAUCCUCAUCUUCCUCUAACCCCGCCCCGAGCUCCAGCCCCGCCUCGUCAAGCCCGCCGCAGGUUGACGGACACUCGAUCCCUCCGAUUGCGCGUCGCCUGGGCCACUCCGUGCCCCCGCAGAGCCUGAACGUGGGGAAGCCGCUGUACCAGGCGCUCAGCUGCAAGCCCAUGCAGAUGUACGUGCUGGACGUUUCACGGGCCAAGACAGACGGCGUCGUGGCAUGGCGCGUCUUUGGCAGCGGCGCCGUCACCGGACCUCCGGAGACGAGCCUGCAUACGGUGGUGCAGGGCAGAGGGGAGCUCAUCAUUUUCGGCGGGCUCAUGGACAAAAAACAGAACGUCAAGUACUACCCAAAAACCAAUGCCUUGUAUUUCGUACGUGCUAAAAGGUAAUGAGAGAGCGCAAGAAGGACACUGUUUGCAAUUCGGGAUGUGGGAAUUUCCCCGCAUUCUGACCUGGACACUGACAUCAUAAGACCUGCCUUUUAGGGAGAGACUGGAACGACUCGUGUGUCACAUUCUCAACACUAAUUCCUCGUCUCUCCUGAGAUAUCAAUUUUGACACAUAUAAAGGACCUUUAAUGAAGAACUGUUGUUGUAUGACUGCUUUUCCUGACCUUCACUUCCUCUGCGUGUGUGUGUGUGUGCGGGAGAUUAAAAACUGAAGGGACUGUUCCUCCCUUUCCUGCGAUAGCGUCUCGUUGCAGAUGAAGGGGGCUGGGAAACGGAGGAACGCUGCUGACUACCUUGCUUUUAUAUCUCACUUCCUGCCUGCAUUGUUUACAUUUUAAGAUAUGAACGAGAUGGAGACAACGUGUGUCACUGCAUGUGUCUGUGAAUGAAUGUGUAUGUGUAUAGGACCUUGUGUGUGUGUGUGUGUGUGUGUGUGUUUGGUGAUCGAUGUUUGGGUAGAGACGGGGAGGGAAAGGGAGGGUCAUGUUGCAGUGUAACCUGAUACAAAGUCA